AUGGAGAUAGAGCGCAAGGGUGAACUUGGAGAGAUAACCCUAGCGCAGACCCAGUAUAUCCAGGACCUGCUGCAUCGACAUCAAGUGGACGAGACGAAAUACCAGACAGUAGUUGGCGAGCUGAUGUGGUUGGCGCUUACGACCCGACAGGAUAUUCUUCAUUCCGUUGCGAAAUUGGCACAGCGGAAUAAGGAACCGCAUAGCGAGCAUCUAGCAGGCGUUAAGCAUGUAAUGCGUUACCUGGCGUCUACAUUGGAAUACAAGCUGCACUACAAGAAGACGGGACAGGCGUUUGCUGGCUACGUCGACGCCGAUUGGGGUGACGACAGGCUUGAUCGAAAAUCGUAUACAGGAUACGUGUUCUUUUUGGCUGGUGGUCCGACAUCGUGGAAGUCGGAGAAGCAGCACAGCGUAGCACUCAGCAGUACCGAGGCUGAGUACAUGGCGUUGUCGACGGCGUGCAAGGAGGCAGUUGCUAUGAGGCGGCUGAUCAUCGAACUUGGCUGCGGGGACGCAGAAACCCCGACGAUCGUUUUUGGAGACAACUUAAGUGCACAACAACUAGCCAAGAACCCAGUGCAUCAUGCUAGGACAAAGCAUAUAUACUGA
This is a messenger RNA of Drosophila kikkawai, 609 nucleotides long. NCBI's taxonomy places the organism in Eukaryota, Metazoa, Arthropoda, Insecta, Diptera, Drosophilidae. The record is from RefSeq and is a predicted model, not a curated record.